AUGGCAGCGACGAUGGCCUUCCCGGUCCUCCCAGCGAGCGACAUAGACCAGGUCGCAGCGACUAUCCUCCACCUAUUCGACCCUGCAACCUCCGCCCAGCCCGCACUCGCCAAGUCGCUCCAGCAACAGCUACAGGAUCUGCAAGCGCGACCCGAGGCGUGGGGAUUGAUCGCCGGACUGGCGAAACAGGAUGACGCGAACGUGCGUUUCUUCAGCGCGCACACGGCGCAAGUCAAGAUCUCACGGGAUUGGGACACGCUCCCCGCCGAGAUGCAGCCGGCGCUCCUCGCGCUGGUCCUUGAGACACUCGGCGAGGCCGUUUCGCCCACCAACACGACAACCUACCAGCCCGGCAACGCGAUUGUCGUGCGCAAGCUGUUCGGGUGUCUCGCCUCCCUCAUCCUCCGCCUCCCAUUUUACCGCUUUCCCGACCCAAUCACGACCGUGCUUCAGACGUUGUCCAACGCGCUUGCCAGAGCCACGGCUCUCCCACCCUCUGCCCCUGUGUCGGGGUACUCGACGCCAGUGCCCGGCGGAGGAUCGGCCACCACUGGACUGAGACAGCGCGUCCGCCUGUGGGCUCUUGAGUGGUGUGGGAUCUGUGUUGAGGAGAUUGCACGCGCUGGGCUGAGUGAACAGAAGCGCACUGCUCUUCGACGUCACAUCGACUCCGACGUUCCAGCCGUUAUGGCGGCCAUCACAGACAGUAUGACUGGAGAGCCACUCCAGUCGCCUGUGGACCGAAUCCGCGCGGCCGAGGCCGCUUGCAGGUGCGCCGACAGCUGGAUCAACUACGGCCUUGGUGCAGACGAACUCUCCGCCCUGCUUCCGCACAUAUUCGGCCUGCUUCCUCUCCCUGCCGCGUCGACUACUAUUGCCGAGGUCCUCUCCGAAUCGAUCUUCAAGUUCGGCAAGGGGUCAAAGAUCCUCACCGAGCCGUUGUUGGCGUGGGUUAUCGGACCGAACGGACAGGGCUUGCUAGGAAGCACCGAGGACGAGCCCUCUGAUGCGGUCAUCGCAUUCACCAAGAUGCUGUGCGCCCUCGUCGAGCACUCGUCUGAAUGGCUUGUCGCGCGCUUGCAACAACCCGACGUCCAGGCGUUCCUCGCCACGAUCCUCCGCGUCACCGGGUGGGCAGGUGUUGGAGGCGUUGACGAGAGCGUUUCCGAGCUCACACUUCCGAUCUACCCUCUCAUCCAAGAAGCGAUCAUGGACUCAGACGUGUUUUCCGAGCCGCAUGAGACGUCAGCGUCGUGGGCUGUUGCCAAGCAGUUCUUCCGUGAGCUCGUCGAUGUCACAAGACGCAAGGUGCGCUGGCCAGGGUCUGGUGAGGAGGCGUCGCUGGGCGGUCUCGACCGCGAGGACCGCGAGACGUUCGACACUUGGCGUCGGGACGCGGGAGAGGUCAUCGUCGGCGCGUACUAUAUCCUUCGUGACGACAUGCUGUCGUCGUUGACAGCGACGGCGUCGGAAAAGAUCGCCAACCAGGCGCCGUGGCAGGACAUCGAGGCGACACUCCACUGCAUCCGGUACUCCGGCGAGGGGGUGCCGCUUGGCGAGGAAAAGUCCCUCCCGAUUAUCUUCUCCGACCGGCUCAUCAGCGGGCUGUCCAACCGCCCACACGCUGGCCUUGGUGAGGAACGCCUGCGUCUCACCUUUGUCUGCCUCAUCCGUGCGUACGAAGAAUGGUUCAAGUACCACCCCGACCACCUCUUGCCCGUCCUUUCCUACCUUGUCUCGUCGCUCACGUCGUCCCGGUUGGUAUCACCGUCAGCUGCGGACUCGCUCAAGGCGCUGUGCGACAUAUGUCGGACAAAGCUUGUUGACCACAUCGGUGCGUUCUCCGAGCUGCAUGGCAAGAUUGCCGACCUGGGGCCAGACGAGCAGACCAAGGUGAUCGAAGGAAUCACGAGCGUUAUCCAGGCGUUAGCCCCAGCCGACGCCAUCGGACCUGUGCAGGGCAUCCUCGGGCCGAUCGUCAAUCGCCUCGGCCAGGCUGUCACGUCUGGGGACCCGGCAGACCUCGUGCAGGCGAUGAACUCGCUCACAGCGUGCUUCAAGGGCUUCUCGCCAUCUGACGAUGACAUGUUUGACUCGCUCGACGGCGACGACGAAGCCAAGGACGCGGCGAUGAUGGAGGCUCGCGCGGCGCCAUCAACGGUUGCACUGCGGCAGCGGGCCGAGCAGGCGAUUACCGCGGUCAUCCAGGUGUGGAACGGCGACAGCGAGGUGGCCGACGCGAUCUCGAGCCUUCUAAAGCAGGCGACGCUCUCGUCCUCCGAGACGCUGAUCUCGCUUUCGCCCCUUCCGCUCUUGACCCUUGUGUGCACGGCGUGCGAGCAGGCGCCAAGCGCGCUGUGGAUGAGCCUCGCGAGCACGCUCACGCUGCGUAUCGGCACGGCGACGAGUUCGCUUCAAUUGAAGAAGCACAAGAACUCGCUCGAGGACCAGCGUAAACUUGAGGAAGAUAGAGAGCGAUGGGAGGUGGUCGGCGACGCUGCGAACCGCCUCGCCGUCAUGGCCGGGCGCAUGCUAGGUCCGGACGGCGCGAUGCGGGAUAACCCGGACGUCGUGGAGGGCUUCUUCAAGUUCUCUCACGCUGUCAGCUCGCGCUUCCCUGGCGUGCUCCUUCGCCUCCCGGAACCCGUCAUCGACGUCUACAUGUCCCUCGGCAUCAUGGGUCUGGGCACGCAAGAACGCUUCUCGCUCAAGUCAUCCGCCGAGUUCUUCGUCGCCCUCUUCGCCAACACGCGGUACCCCAGUCCACUCGAGGAACCGGCCGAGCGUCUGGUGAGACACUAUGGCCCGCGCCUCCUCCGUGCACUCUUGCUCAGCGCCGGCUCAGAAGGGCCGCGCUCAGUCAUUCCCAACCUCGCCGAGCUCCUUGCCUCGUUGGUUACUCGUGUCAGCGGGCCGGACAUCGCCGCCUGGCUCGACACCAUCCUCGCGGAGCCAGGCUUCCCGGACCCGCGCGCGACGCCUGAGGCUAAGGCCCGUCUCAAGGGCGUCGUCCUCCGCAGCCGGACGACGCGUAAGAUGCGUGAGGCGCUGCACGAGUUUGCCCUCGUUGCACGUGGCCUCGCGAACACGACAUAUGGCAACGCGACGGCAGUAUCGUUAGCGUAG
Messenger RNA from Cutaneotrichosporon cavernicola, 3126 nucleotides. RefSeq lists its product as uncharacterized. Gene Ontology annotation, biological process: protein import into nucleus. Gene Ontology annotation, cellular component: cytoplasm. The record is from RefSeq and is a predicted model, not a curated record. Lineage: Eukaryota; Fungi; Basidiomycota; Tremellomycetes; Trichosporonales; Trichosporonaceae. The coding region runs from base 1 to 3126 and encodes 1041 amino acids. The transcript is spliced from 5 exons.